AACUUAGGGGAGAGUGGGGACGGUUGCAACAUGUGGCAGUUGCAACACUGAGGAUUCCUCCAAUCAGAAACGAGCUACAGUGAUGACACUCAUUUUGCACAUGCUCAGUGAGACCCUCUUUCUUCCUGCAACUUUUCAGCAAGAUUGGAGCAUCUGUUCUGGAAGAACCAGAAAUCAAGUAUGCCACGAAACAGAGAGCGAAAGACAGAUAGGGGUGUCCCUGUACAAGUGCUCCUUUUGGCGGCAGAGGUGAUCAGGAGUGAGGGCAGGUCAGCGAGGUCUGUGGCGAAGGAGUUUGAAAUCUGUCACACAACACUGUACCGAUUCUGCAAGAAAUUAGAGAGGGCAGGUCCAGGUGAAGAGAUCAGGACAGGAUACUGGACGCCAAGGAGGGUUUUUACAGCUGAACAGGAAGCUAUUUUGUCGAAUUACCUUAAGACAGCUGCAGAUAUGUUUUAUGGGCUGUGCACUAAAGAGGUUCGUCGUCUGGCUUAUCUGCUGGCUGUCAGGUAUGGAUGCCAAUACCCAGGGACAUGGGAUGAGCCAGGCCUGGCUGGCCGCGAUUGGUUGAUGGGCUUCCUACACCGCCAGCCAACCUUGUCAAUAAGGCGCCCCCAAGCCACCAGUCUUGCCCGUAAUAUACACUUCAAUAGGCACAAUGUGUCCUUGUUCUUCAAUAAUUUAGAUGAAGUCCUCCGAAAGAACAACUUCCAGGGAGAGGACAUAUGGAACAUGGAUGAGACUGGCAUUACCACUGUUCAGAGGCCAGAUCAGGUUGUCGCCGUGGCCCCUCAAGUUCCUGCCAGUCUGUCCUCCUCUUCAGUGGCCCCUCAAGUUCCUGCCAUUCUCCCCUCCACCUCAGUGGCCCCUCCAGUUCCUGCCAGUGUGUCCUCCUCUUCAGUGGCCCCUCAAGUUCCUGCCAGUCAGUCCUCCUCCUCAGUGGCCCCUCAAGUUCCUGCCAGUCAGUCCUCCUCCUCAGUGUCCCCUCCAGUGCAAGGUGGUCUCCCCUCAAAUUCUGGCCAGUACUUCGAUGUACACAUGUUUUCACCUGAGCUCAUCCGACCCCAUCCCAAAGCGACCCAACGCAAGGCAAAGGAAAACGGCAGGAGAAAACGAAAGUCAACAAUUCUGACAGAUACCCCUGAAAAGAAGGCGUUGGAGGAAGAAAACAAAACAAAGAAAGGAAAGAGAAGGCUGAGCCAGAGCACACUGCAGCCGCAGCCAAUUGGAAAUACUGAGGAAAUGAGAGGAAAGAAAAAGCAAAAGCAAAAGAGGAAAAACAUUGAAAGAGAUAGCCAUUCAGAGGAGGCCUUUUGCAUUGUUUGCUUGGAGAGCUACUCAAAGCCCAAGGAGGUGUGGCUACAAUGUCUAAUGUGUCAGAAGUGGGCUCAUGAAGCCUGCACUGAUGGCAGCUCAGUGUACGUUUGCCACAAUUGUGAGACCGAAAGUGAUUAAUUUUCUGAUGGUGUCUGAUGUUUUCCAAUGUCUAGUGUUAUGUUAUAUUGUUAUGUUAUGUUAUGUUGUUAUGCUAUGUUCAGUUAAUUCAAGACAAAAAAGUUCAUCCAGGCACUCUAUUUCUAUUUCUAUUAUCAAUUUGUUAACAACUAAAAUGUAAUUGACAGAAAAAAAAGUCUGUGAUUUUGUAUGGUUCUUAUGAUAGGCUAUAUUAUUGUUAUUAUACUAUUGCUUAUAUUAUUAUUAUUAUUAUAAUAAUGAUAAUUAUUAUUAUUAUUAUUAUACUAUUGCCUUUUCUUUUUGUUACUAAGAUAAUGAAAUAAAAAAGGAUAAAUGAU
This is a messenger RNA of Eleginops maclovinus (Patagonian blennie), 1793 nucleotides long. RefSeq lists its product as uncharacterized. NCBI's taxonomy places the organism in Eukaryota, Metazoa, Chordata, Actinopteri, Perciformes, Eleginopidae. Gene Ontology annotation, cellular component: nucleus. The record is from RefSeq and is a predicted model, not a curated record. The transcript is spliced from 4 exons. The coding region runs from base 181 to 1455 and encodes 424 amino acids. Gene Ontology annotation, molecular function: DNA binding.